Messenger RNA from Protopolystoma xenopodis, 348 nucleotides. The record is from the annotation of a GenBank genome assembly. Lineage: Eukaryota; Metazoa; Platyhelminthes; Monogenea; Polystomatidea; Polystomatidae.
AUGUAUGAAGAAGCCACUUUUGCUCAACUUUUUAUUGGUGCUCACGUCUGGAGCAGACUAUGGCAAUGUCUUGGUCAUGCCCUAGGCAUACGAGAACGUCGUAAACGGAGCCUACCCAGUAUUCUCCUUCAACAACAAUCCGCAACUUCAACAAACACUGCCUCUUCGAAAGCCCCUCCCAAUUUGACGACUUAUUCAGAUUUCUCACGCCUAGCUACAUUGACCUCUAAGGCCUAUGAAGUGGGCACCGGGGUACAGGAUGCAAGUAUGCUAUCAGCUAGUGGUCUUUUGCAUGCUCUUCACCUGGCUGCUGCCGUAUUUGCAAAGGUGGGUGUCAUUGUAAAUUAG